AUGCCAACGAACAUCUACUAUUCGAUGACCCCAGCGUCUCCUUCGCUGGCCCACGAAAGUUUGUACCCGACGCCAGCAACAGCGACUUCGACGACGCCGACUAUAUUCUUCUACCAGCCGCCGGCUCAGUCCGUGUGUCACGCGACGUCGUCAAUCGCUCCGACCCGUUAUCUCCAUGGAGUUUACGCUACGGAAAUCUCUAUGUCGCCGAGAGCUUUGACUCAUCCUCCGACGGAACGUUACAUUGUCUCGGUGGACGCUCUAUAUGCACAGCCGAAGCAAUUUGGAUGCGGAAAUCGCUCGAACUCAAAAUCAGAAUGCACUGCUCACCGUGGUGGUGGACACAACCCGUUCAAGUGGCAUCCGUCAGAAUUCAAGAACUCGACAUGGCAAUGGCACGUGGAAUGA
Caenorhabditis sp. 36 PRJEB53466 is the source of this 408-nucleotide messenger RNA. The record is from the annotation of a GenBank genome assembly. Lineage: Eukaryota; Metazoa; Nematoda; Chromadorea; Rhabditida; Rhabditidae.